Molecule: messenger RNA, 1941 nt
Organism: Nakaseomyces glabratus
Lineage: Eukaryota; Fungi; Ascomycota; Saccharomycetes; Saccharomycetales; Saccharomycetaceae
Gene: RNA14
Product: cleavage polyadenylation factor subunit RNA14
Biological process (GO): mRNA 3'-end processing
Cellular component (GO): nucleus
Molecular function (GO): mRNA binding; protein binding
Source: RefSeq, a predicted model, not a curated record
AUGUCAACCACAAAUGAGGAAACACAGGCGAAUGCGUCUAAAGAUUAUUCAGAGGAUGCCCUGAAAAUGAGUUAUGCUGCCCAACCCUUGGAUAUUAUGAGAGCACUAAAAUUGAUAGAAUAUUAUGAGUCUAAAGACGACUAUGACAAUUCAAGGAAAUUAUACGCGGAAUUGCACGAACGAUUCCCUCUCUAUUCACCAUUAUGGACAAUGCAUUUGCAAAGUGAAUUACAAAGAAAUGAAUUUGAUACAGUCGAGAAGCUGCUUGCUCAAUGCUUAGCGGGAGAUUUAGAAAAUAACGAUUUAUCUCUUUGGAGUACUUAUUUGGACUAUGUGCGCAGGAAAAAUAACCUAAUCACUGGUGGCCAAGAGGCGCGUGCGGUAGUCAUCAAAGCUUUUAAACUUGUGAUGGAUAAAUGCGCUACUUUUGAACCCAAGGCAUCAAGCUUUUGGAAUGACUAUUUGGGAUUUUUACACCAAUGGAAACCAAUGAAUAAGUGGGAAGAGCAGCAAAGAUUAGAUAUGAUCAGAGAGGUGUAUAAGAAGAUGUUAUGCGUACCGUUCGAUAAGUUGGAAAAAAUGUGGAACCAAUACACUCUUUGGGAACAAGAAACCAACACUUUAACAGCAAGGAAAUUUAUUGGUGAAUUGUCUGCCGAUUAUAUGAAAGCUCGUUCUAUAUAUCAAGAACUUCUAAACGUCACUGCGAAUAUAAGAAGAACGAGUCCGCUAAACUUAAGAACAGCCAACAAAAAUAACAUCCCCCAGUAUGUACUACCUUGUAAGAAAAACGACCACACUCAACUGGAGGCAUGGCUCAAAUGGAUUGCUUGGGAGAAAGAAAACAAGUUAGAAUUAACUGAAGAUGCCCUAAAGGACAGGGUUACAUAUGUAUACAAACAGGCCAUUCAACAACUAUUAUUUGAACCCGAAAUAUGGUAUGAUUAUGUUAUGUAUGAGUUUGAUAAUGAUGCUGCAAGAAAGAAUAUCUUGAAAGUUGCAUUGCAAGCUAACCCUACUUCCCCAACUUUAACCUUCAAAUUGGCCGAGUGCUAUGAAGUUGAAAAUAAAUCAGAAGAGGUCCAAAAUUGUUUCGAAAAAACGAUCGAUGAAUUGUUGAGGCAAUACAAAAAUGACAAUGGCAAUGAUGAAUUAAGCAGCGAUAUAAUAUGGGAAAGAAAAACAUUAACUUAUAUUUAUUGUAUCUAUAUGAAUACUAUGAAAAGAUUAUCUGGUUUAUCAGCCGCUAGAGCUGUUUUUGGAAAAUGCAGAAAGUUGAAAAAGGCUAUGACACAUGAUAUAUAUGUUGAAAAUGCUUACUUGGAGUUUCAAAAUCAAAAUGACCACAAAACAGCUUCCAAAGUCUUAGAAUUAGGUUUGAAGUACUUUGGCGAUGAUGGUGAGUACAUUAAUAAAUACAUGGACUUUUUGUCUCUUUUAAACAGAGGAUCCCAAAUGAAAACCCUGUUCGAAACAUCAAUUGAAAAAGUAGAGGACUUGAGACAGUUAAAGAAAAUAUACGUAAAAAUGAUUGGCUAUGAAUCCAAAUAUGGGAAUCUAAAUAAUGUUUAUCAACUGGAAAAAAGAUUUUUUGAGAAGUUUCCUGAUACCGACUUAAUCCAAUUAUUUUCAACCCGGUAUAAGAUCCAAGAUGACAACAAAAUCAAAAAUCUAGAAUUAACAUACAAAUUACCAGACAUAAUUUCAUCUGAUGGUGACCCUUCCGGAGUAGACAAAUCAUUCAAGAAGAGACAAAUUGAGAAUGAUGAAAAUUUACCUGACUCUAAAAGGCAAAAAUCUCAACCCCUCCUACCUAAGGAAAUCCUCGACAUAUUGGCGGUACUUCCGAAAAAGCAAUAUUUCAAAAAUGCUUUUCUCGACCCAAGCAAUCUUGUUAAUUACUUGAAUGAACAGGUAAAGCUAGCCGAUGAGGAAAAUUGA